This is a messenger RNA of Corylus avellana, 1633 nucleotides long. It is a transcript of the gene SCPL25, whose product is annotated as serine carboxypeptidase-like 25. NCBI's taxonomy places the organism in Eukaryota, Viridiplantae, Streptophyta, Magnoliopsida, Fagales, Betulaceae. Gene Ontology annotation, molecular function: serine-type carboxypeptidase activity. Gene Ontology annotation, biological process: proteolysis. Gene Ontology annotation, cellular component: vacuole. The record is from RefSeq and is a predicted model, not a curated record.
UCCGAAGGAAGACAUCUUUCUUUCUUCCUUUCUUCUUCUUCUUCUUCUUCUUCUUCUUCUUUGACAGCUAGGGCCAUGGUCAUGGAGAAAAGACAGAUCUUUGUUUCCAUGGUCUUUGUUUUGCUUGUUGGGCUGGUUGGUGCAAAUGAAGAAGAAGAAGCCGACAGGAUAUUGCAACUUCCUGGGCAGCCUCAGGUCUCUUUCCAGCAGUUCUCAGGCUAUGUCACUGUUAAUCAAGUUGUUGGCAGAUCCCUCUUUUACUGGCUUACUGAGGCUGUCCAUAAUCCCCUAUCCAAGCCCUUGGUUGUGUGGCUUAAUGGAGGCCCUGGUUGCUCCUCUGUGGCAUAUGGUGCGUCUGAAGAAAUAGGGCCAUUUAGAAUAAACAGGACAGCCUCGGGGCUGCACCUCAACAAGUUCUCAUGGAACACUGUGGCCAACCUCCUGUUCUUGGAAACUCCGGCAGGCGUGGGCUUCUCUUACAGCAACCGGUCGUCGGAUCUCUUCGACACUGGUGAUCGCCGCACUGCCAGGGACUCCCUGGAGUUCUUAAUAAGAUGGUUGGAUCGUUUCCCACGCUACAAGCAGAGAGAAGUCUAUCUCACCGGAGAGAGCUAUGCAGGCCAUUAUGUUCCUCAGCUGGCCAGAGAAAUUAUGACCUACAAUAAACAUUCGAACCACCCAAUAAAUCUUAAAGGAUUUAUGGUUGGCAAUGCAGUGACGGACAACUAUUAUGAUAAUCUAGGGACAGUGACAUAUUGGUGGAGCCAUGCCAUGAUUUCCGAUAAAACAUACCGGCAGCUCAUCAACACAUGUGAUUUCAGGCGACAGAAGGAGUCAGACGAAUGUGAGUCAUUGUAUAGUUAUGCCAUGGAUCAAGAAUUUGGUAACAUUGAUCAAUACAAUAUUUAUGCUCCCCCUUGCAACAAUUCUGAUGGUAGCGCCGCCACCCGCCAGACCAUGCGAUUGCCUCAUCGACCCCAUCCGAUUUUCCGGCGAUUUUCCGGCUAUGAUCCUUGUACAGAAAAGUAUGCUGAGAUUUACUACAAUAGGCCAGAUGUGCAGAAAGCACUCCAUGCCAACAUAACUAAAAUUCCUUAUAAAUGGACUGCUUGCAGUGAGGUUUUGAAUCGAAAUUGGAACGACACAGAAGCAUCCAUUCUUCCAAUUUACAGGGAAAUGAUAGCUAGUGGUUUGAGAAUCUGGGUAUUCAGUGGAGAUGUCGACUCUGUGGUUCCAGUUACAGCCACUAGAUAUUCCCUUGCACAGCUGAAAUUAGAAACCAAAAUUCCAUGGUACCCUUGGUAUGUUAAGAAGCAGGUGGGAGGGUGGACAGAGGUAUAUGAAGGGCUAACAUUUGCAACAGUGAGAGGAGCAGGCCAUGAAGUUCCACUUUUCAAGCCCAGAGUAGCCCUUGAGCUAUUCAAGGCAUUUCUCAGAGGGCUGCCUCUUUCAAAGUCUUGAAAGAAAAAAAAUUGUCUUUCCCAUUUGAGUAUGAACUGUUAUUGUUCUAGCUAGACAAAGAAAUGUCAUUCUUCAUUGUUAAGAAACAAGUAGAGAGAGAGAGAGAUCAGAGCGUUUGAUUUAUGUAAUAUAAAAGGCAAAUGUAAUGGAAGAUUUAAGGUUUUGUUUGUAA